Molecule: messenger RNA, 2637 nt
Organism: Varanus komodoensis (Komodo dragon)
Lineage: Eukaryota; Metazoa; Chordata; Lepidosauria; Squamata; Varanidae
Product: protocadherin alpha-5-like
Exons: 3
Coding region: 1-2637 (878 amino acids)
Biological process (GO): homophilic cell-cell adhesion
Cellular component (GO): plasma membrane
Molecular function (GO): calcium ion binding
Source: RefSeq, a predicted model, not a curated record
AUGGCUCACUACAUCAGAGCUGCAUACAUGACCCAUGUGCAUAGCAGCCAGUACACGGAAGUACUGGAAGAUUUUGGUGCGGCAACGGGAGCGCCGCUGGGACGGCUCAGCUGGUCACGCCUGUGCCCGCUGGAUGAGCCGCGGGGCUUCGCCUGCGCCUGUGCUACGGAGGGUUUUCUGGGGAAGAGGAGGCUGCUGGGCAUUGUGCCUCCGCCUGUGAUGCCUGCCCGGCCGGGGGCCCCCGUGGCGAGGCGGAUGCUGCAGCUGGCUCUGCUCCACGCAGCCUGGCGACUGGGGAGCGGCCAGCUCCACUACUCGGUGCCGGAGGAGUCCCAGCACGGCGCCUUCGUGGGCCGCAUCGCCCAGGACCUGGGGCUGGAGGUGGGGCAGCUGGUGCCGCGGAUGCUCCGGAUGGUGUCCAAAGGAGCCAAGGACUAUUUUCAGGUGAAUGUGCAGAAUGGGAUCCUCUUUGUGAAUUCCCGCAUAGAUCGGGAGGAGCUGUGUGCCAAGAGCCCGGUGUGCUCCAUCCACCUGGAAGUGCUGGUGGAUAAGCCUCUGGCCGUAUUCCACGUGGAGGUGGAGAUCACGGACAUCAAUGAUAAUGCUCCCAUGUUCAUGGCCAAUGAACAUACUCUGAAUGUAGCAGAACUUACACCAGUUGGUACCAGAUUUCCAUUAGAGGGAGCCUCUGAUGCUGACGUCGGUACUAAUGCUUUGCUAUCUUACAAAAUCAGGCCUGAUGAAUAUUUCAUUGUAGAACAGAAAACAGAUGACCAACACAGUAAACCUUUGACCAUAAUGUUAAAGAAGCCUUUGGACAGGGAGGAGGUCCCGGUGCAUCACCUGGUACUCACCGCCACAGAUGGGGGCCGCCCAGAGCUCUCUGGCACAGUCCAGCUGGUGAUCAACGUGCUGGAUGCGAAUGACAACCCUCCGGUCUUUAACCAGUCUGUUUACAAGGUAAAGUUGUUGGAAAAUGCUGCUCCCGGGACCUUAGCUAUUACACUGAAUGCCACAGAUGCAGACCAAGGGACCAACCAGGAAAUUGCUUAUUCUUUCAGCAGUAAUGUACCCUCCCGUUUCACAGAGAUAUUUGGCAUCAAUUCCCACACUGGGGAAGUCCGAGUAACUGGGGAUGUGGACUUUGAAGAUGCCAGUGUGUAUGACCUCCAGGUAGUUGCACAAGAUAAAGGCAACUUGCCAUUGUCUGGACACUGCCAGGUGGUCAUUGAGGUGCUGGACCUGAACGACAACACCCCAGAGGUGUCCGUCUCGUCCCUCUCAGUGCCGGUGCCAGAGGACUCCCCACCAGGGUCAGUGGUAGCCCUGAUCAGCGUCUCGGACCGUGACUCGGGAGCCAACGGGCAGGUGAGCUGCUCCCUGUGGCCCCCGGGGCUGCCCUUCCAGCUGGCCUCCACCUUCAGGAACUACUAUUCGCUGGUGGUGGCUGAGUCCCUGGACCGGGAGCGGGUGGCGGAGUACCGGCUGGUGGUGAUGGCGCGGGACCAAGGGGCCCCGUCACUGUCCGCGAGCAGCAGCCUAGCCGUGCCCAUCAGCGACGUCAACGACAACGCCCCGGCCUUUGUCCAGCCCUCCUACGCGGUCUUCGUGCGGGAGAACAACCCGCCCGGCGCCCACAUCUUCACGGUGUCCGCCUCGGACCCGGACCUGGCCGAGAACGCCCUGCUCAGCUACUGGAUGGACGAGAAGCUCUGGCCGCUGGCCAGCUACGUCUCGGUGCACUCGGAGAGCGGGAAGCUCUACGCCCUGCAGUCCCUGGACUACGAGGAGCUGAAGCUGCUGGAGUUCCAGGUGAGCGCCAGGGACGCCGGGCUGCCCUCCCUGUGCAGCAACGUGACCAUCCAGAUCUUCGUGGUGGACGAGAACGACAAUGCCCCCGCCGUGGCUGGGCAAGAGGACAAUUCCAUCUCUCUGGUGGCCCCGGUGGCUGCUGGGCAUGUGGUGGGCAAGGUCCGUGCCCUGGACGCAGACUCCGGCUACAAUGCCUGGCUGCGCUAUGAGCUGCUCGGGGGCCCCGGCGGGCCGUGGCAGGUGGGCCUGUACAGUGGGGAGGUCAGUGCCCGGCGUGCCGUGGACGAGGCGGAGGGCGGGCCGGAGCAGUGCCUCCUGGUCCUUGUGAUGGACCACGGCCAGCCGCAGCGCUCUGUCACAGCCACCCUGAGCAUGUCUCUGGUGACCAGCGCGCAGGCCACCCACAUGGACAUCUGGCUGCCCAGGCCUGGCGAGGGCACGAGGGCCCCGGAGGAAGCGGCCAACCUCUACCUGAUCGUGGCCAUCUGCUCGGUGUCCGGCCUGUUCCUGCUGGCCGUGCUUGCGUACAUUGCCCUGCGGUGCCCCUGCCCAGCCAAGGAGCCCGUGGCCUUCGGGCCUGGCACCGCCACGUUGGUGUGCGCCAGCGAAGUGGGCAGCUGGUCCUACUCCAACCACCACAGCCACCUGCUGGCCGGUGUGGGCGGCGAGGCCGGAGCCAAGAGUGACCUGAUGGUGUUCAGCCCCAGCGUGCCUGCCUCGGCCGAGAACGGGCGGCAGCAGGACCUGCUCUGCGCAACGCGAGGGAGCCUGCUUUGCCCUGUCAUCCCAGGGACGUCCUCUCAGCGGGUUCAGGUUGAUGCCUGA